AGAUGCUAGUUGCGUUUCGCAGUCUCCAUCGACUUGGUAUAUAAAACGUUUUUUGAGACAGACGAAAUGGAUACUUUCCCGAGAGAAAUAACGGAACGUACCUGCCGGUUCUGUUUAAAGCAAACCGCCCGAAUCACACCGCUCUUUGAUAGGUUCGCGCCGGAAGAAGUUGGCGAACAUCUGCAGGCCUUACUGGGGCUACAGGUUGCGCCGGAUGAUAAGCACCUGAACGUAUGUAGAAAGUGUGAAAGACAACUGAAGCUGAUAUUCAGUAUUAUGGUCGAAUUCCGGAAAGCGAACGAACUGUUCUGUGCGCUGCUGAAAAAACAGAGCUUUACUCAAGAGCUGGAGAUUGUGGUUGACGGAAAAGCGCUGAUCGCAGUGACGGAACCGGAAUCUCGGUCGGACGAUGUUGAAUUUUUGCUCGAUCAACAGUCUAACCUGUUUAAUGGUUCUCAGUACGCCAAGGGACGUAAACGAUCACCUACGUAG
Anopheles bellator is the source of this 492-nucleotide messenger RNA. RefSeq lists its product as uncharacterized. Gene Ontology annotation, cellular component: nucleus. Gene Ontology annotation, molecular function: zinc ion binding. The transcript is spliced from 4 exons. Bases 67 to 492 code for a protein of 141 amino acids. The record is from RefSeq and is a predicted model, not a curated record. NCBI's taxonomy places the organism in Eukaryota, Metazoa, Arthropoda, Insecta, Diptera, Culicidae.